GACAAAUUCUUGGGUGGAGCCGUACCCUUUGACCGAACGCCAAGAGCUGAUUCGUCCAGCCGGGGAUUUUACGCACAUGGGCGGGCCGAAUAACGUGUUGCAACAAUUCGCGGAACCGACGUCCGUUACUCCCUCCCGAUCCCCCUCUCCCAAAGUCCGAGCCCAGAGUUAUCCUAACGAGUUAAAUCGGUCCUGCUGUUGUCACCCCGCUUGUCAAACAUACGCGCGUGGCGGUACUACGUCAGCGAUCUGUCACAGCGUCUGGCCGUUCCCGACGGAGGCAGGCCUUCCGCUUGUUCGCCCCGCAAUGUUUCCCUCUCUAACGCAACCGAGGAGGAGCGGAGAGGACCCGUGAGGACGCGUCACCCCGACGCCAUUUCCUCUCGCCUUUCCGAAACGGGUUAAAGGGGCGGCUGCGACGCGCUCGUUCAACGUCAGAUACGAACGACGACGCGAACGCAUCACGCCGUCGCCGGAGCAAGCUCCUCCGUUCGCCUCCUUCCGAAAGCCCGAGGAUCGUCGCCGUUUCCCGCUUGUUUCUGGGCCAGCAUCGUUCCAGCGACACCGUAUCUUCACGUCGCCCUUCUCCAAGCAAGAGCCGCUUCUCCGAACGUAAAGAGAUGGACACCGCCACACUGCCAAGGUGCCCAGCCCGGCUCCUGCCCGCGCUGCUGCUGCUUUUGCUCCUCUUCGUUUGCUGUCAGUCUCAGCCAACACGGAACCUGUGGGCCGGACCCAUCCCUCCCGGCUCUAGGUUCCGACUCAACUACGACACCGGCAACGCGUUCUACCAGCAGUGGCGCGACAGUGAAGGACGCAUCCAAAGCCGCUACGGAUGGCGCCUUGGCCCGCCGGGGUCCUCGCACGUCUUCUUCUGGCAAGGGUUCGGGGCGGGCGGCGGAGACACCAACGCGCUGCCGACGCCGGAGCCGGAACCCAGCAUUUACCCGGAUCGCUACGUGCCCAGGACACGGCCUUCUGAGCCACCUCGUGAGCUCAAGGACGACGCCGAAGACGAAGGGAACUACCGGAACGCUCUCGACGACUUCGCCGGACCGGGCGGUGUGUCCAGGCCCGGAGGAUUUGUGGGCCUGCCUCUGAACAGGCUCACCCUGGACGUCGGGCCCAUUGGAGUGAACAGGGUGCUUCGUGCGUCUGCCUCGGCACCGACCGCGCAGCGACUUUUUGCGCCUUCUAGGAACUCCGGAAGGUCGUUUCCUAGCUGAGUUCUGGUGAGCUUGUCCCCUGACAGCAGCUGAGACCACUCCCCAUCGACGACUGUUGGUCGGAUAGCGUUUAUGCUUCCCGAUUCGUAGUACUGUUUCGAGUGAUUCUUCAAGGUGCGUACUUGGCCUCGGUGCCGAUAAGACUGCUCGGGAACUCUUAGUUAGUGUUCUUGUUGUUUUGUAAACAAGUUUACCUUCUCAACUGAGGUUUACCGUGCGAGCGUGGAGUCUCUGUCACCAUCGUUGACAGGAAACCGAGGACGCGUGUUAGUCUACAAUGAACGAUAAUGAAUAUGCAAUUUUCAUUUAAUGUAAUUGUGCUCCCAUAGGUCGGCUGAUUCACUGUAAUUCUUUUUUUUUUUAAAUCAAGCUUUAUUACAUUUUGGGAGGGUAAACGCUUAAUACCGGCAUCUAGCGCGAAUCGAGGCAAACUGGCAAAACCAUGAAGGAGAGUCAGAAUGGAAAACAGGAUUUACAGGGUAGAACGGCGUCCUAGAGCUUUUGCUCAGAGGCAGAUAUCAUGCUCCGAGAGGAUUUUAUUCCGAUCACGCGCUCGUUGCGAUACAGAGCACGUAGAGAGAGAUGAAGCAGCUAAGUAAAGGCCUUGAAAUCAAAAUAGUGGUUAGCGGUACACAACAAAAACAACCAGCGUCCCUUUGCGUCUGUUCAAUUUCGUGAUAAAGGAUGAAACCGAAAUGUGAGCCAGCUGGCAAUGUCUUGCUUUGAGCACUGACUGUUCGUGUUUAGGGCUUGCCGAAUGAGAGGAAUGACGAGUGAAAUCUGUGAUGUUUCUACUGUUAAGUCAUCCACGUGUGGUUAGGCAGUUUUGCAACCGGCGAGCUGUCGCCAAUAUGGUUAGCUGCUGGCAAUGUGACAACCCCGAGGAUCUUCAGGAAUCUCAGGGACGCUAAAAGAUGUCAUAAUGCGUGGGUAUGCCACAUUGGCGUGUGAUAUAGCCGUAAAGACGUAUUUUCAUAUCGUGUUUCUGGACCAAGUUGUAUUAAUGAUAAACGUCAUUUGAAUGAGUGUGUUCGUACGAUUAAAACGACUGUUCCUGCUAAA
This is a messenger RNA of Ixodes scapularis (black-legged tick), 2288 nucleotides long. RefSeq lists its product as uncharacterized. The transcript has a single exon. The record is from RefSeq and is a predicted model, not a curated record. Bases 621 to 1226 code for a protein of 201 amino acids. NCBI's taxonomy places the organism in Eukaryota, Metazoa, Arthropoda, Arachnida, Ixodida, Ixodidae.